Messenger RNA from Daldinia loculata, 951 nucleotides. RefSeq lists its product as uncharacterized. The transcript has a single exon. Lineage: Eukaryota; Fungi; Ascomycota; Sordariomycetes; Xylariales; Hypoxylaceae. Bases 118 to 486 code for a protein of 122 amino acids. The record is from RefSeq and is a predicted model, not a curated record.
GCCUUGAUUGAUGGGUAUUCCAGUAUCCUACUACUGAAUAAGCAUAGGAGUCUACUCUCCGAGUCCUCAAUACUCCAUACCAAAUCUCGUUGGCAGCACCAUAUAGAUACAAUCGACAUGGUUCUUGGAGCACCACUCCUGGGAAGAGACGAUUACGGUUCACAGAAUGCAGUGAAAUUAUUCCUUAAGCCUCUCCCCCGUGCGAAUUCAGUAUGCCACAUCUACUUCCUUAGGGUAUUUCAACAGUCUAGUCAGGAGGCACUCAGUCAUGCUGUUCCAUGGGACCUACUUAGCAAGACCCUUGGAACUAUGGCAACCUUACUAGACACACUCUCGUUCGACGUCAUGGUAUCUUAUCAUGAGAGCUUUAGUAAAUUGGGUAUGGCCGACAUCGAUGUCAACCCACUCUACGUCUGGGUCCAAGGGUUGAAAUUUAAGCUCAUGGUUGAGUUUAUAGUUGUCAGUGAUGAUCUCUUGAUUGUAUGAUUCGAAUACAGUGACGACUGCUUUGACAAUAGUAAUAUUGUGUUGCUCAGAAAAUUGGUUGUCACAGCUCUAGGAAUGAUUGUUGAUGGCACGUCGCUCGAAAUUGCAAGAUGUUGUCUAGUGGCUACAGAAAACAUAGAGGGAUUCGCUGGUGAUUUGUCGAUCUGAGUGAGGUUUAUAGGGUACGUCUGGAGGACCUCUAAACUUCAAAGAUUGACAUACAUCCACUCAAAUAUGAUACUCGUCGCAACAUACAUAUAUUAUUAAACUUAAACGGCGAGAUCAGAUGCACUACAUACGUUGUACAACGCGUAUAUUAACCGAUGAUGCAUCUGUCGUUGCGUUCUGUAAACAAUGGCACGCGUACGUGUAGGCCUUCUAGUAGGUCUAUAGGCCAAGGUAUAACCGAUAGACAUAUAGGAACUAAGUGCUAUAUAUAACACCCCUGGUGUCCAACAACACAUG